UGAAUUAUUAUCAUUUUUUCAUACCGGUAACGGUUGAAGUAAACGACCCCGUAUCCUUCACUGUUCGACGACGGAGAAAGAUAGUCAGUCAAACUAGUCCCGCCGGCAGCAACCAGUCGACGGCGGAGUGAUGGCGAGUCUCUUCAGCGUUUCAUCUUCUCCACAACUGAACAACUCGUUUCUUCAAUUAUCAUCUCAUUCCCAUUCACUUUCACCUCCCUUACAACUCAAGAGUGUUUGCUACCGGGAAUUGGUCUUGUUCCGAGCGCACUGUUCAUCAGAGAAAGCUGUAGACGCGGAAAAAGAAUCCAAGACGGAGUUAUCGUCUCCUCCUACCAGUGAUCCGAGCAUUUCAUCAUACGACUGGUGUGCUUUACUCGGAGGGAUUGGGUUCCUGGAGACAUCCUACUUGACAUACCUUAAGCUCACGGAUUCUGAUGCUUUUUGCCCAAUUGUUGGUGGCAGCUGCGGCAACAUCCUUAACAGCAGCUACUCAUUUGUUUUCGGAGUUCCGCUUCCAUUACUGGGUAUGGUUGCGUAUGGAUUAGUUACAUUACUUGGGCUGCAAUUAGGUAGAAAGUGGUUACCACUUGGAAUUGAAGAAGCUAAUGGGAGACCUGUUUUACUUGCCACAACGACUUCUAUGGCUGCUGCUAGCUCAUACUUUUUGUACAUCCUAAGUAUGAGAUUCCCAGGGGAGUGGUGUUUAUAUUGUCUGACAUCUGUUGUCUUAUCCUUCAGUUUAUUCUACAUCUCUCUAAAGGAGUUGGGAUUCACUGAGUUAAAAAAAGAACUGGUUUUACAGCUAUCUGUAGUGCUAUUGGUGGUUGCUGCCUUAAAUAGUUCAUAUAAUUCCUUUCAGCCUACAAGUUCUGAUGCAUCUGAGCUGCCAUAUUUCGCCACUGAGAUCACAACACAUUCAAGUCCUUAUGCCAUUUCUUUAGCAAAGCAUCUUAGCUCAGUAGGAGCAAGAAUGUAUGGGGCUUUCUGGUGUUCGCAUUGUCAAGACCAGAAACAGGUACCGCCAUUCUUCCGAUGUUUGGGCAAGAAGCAGCUGCUCUACUAAACUAUGUAGAAUGCUUUCCUACCGGGAUCAAGAAAGGAACCACUAUGGCUUUGGAAUGUGCACUUGUUAAGAUUGAAGGGUUCCCAAUGUGGGUGAUUAAUGGACAGGUUCUAAAUGGAGAGCAGAAACUUUCUGAACUCGCUAAAGCAUCGGGAUUUCAAUUUGAUGAAUCAAGUUGAGCUAGAGCUAGCUGCCCUUUAUUAAUGGAACUAAACCUUGACAUUAGCUCUGUAGUUUUUAGUUACUGAUUUUUUCGAAAUGUUCUCCAAAUAAAUAUGUAAGCGUCUUUCAACUUCUAAUCUAUUUGUCAUUAGACAAAGAGUAAGGGCUAGGCAGGUGAAAGUCUUCAUAGUGUUUUGGUACUGAAUAGUUUCCAAGUAAAUUCUUUGCUAAAUAAUCAAUAAAUCUAUCUGAAAUCACGAACUUAGUUAUUCAUCUCCAACUAAAACAG
Messenger RNA from Cuscuta epithymum, 1517 nucleotides. The record is from the annotation of a GenBank genome assembly. NCBI's taxonomy places the organism in Eukaryota, Viridiplantae, Streptophyta, Magnoliopsida, Solanales, Convolvulaceae.